CGACUGUUCAGUUCAUGGYUCGCUCGUGCAAGUCACGAUGUUGUUUUGCACGAAAACGUCGARCAAAGAGCUUAUUUUUCUCCUACUUUCCAGCCACUUUUUAGMCUUAUUCACUAUGAGUGGUGGAAGUUUGAUAGAGGAGAGUUGUAGUAAACAACUGAGAGUUUCUGUKAGGAUUAGCGGGACUGACAUYAAAUGUGGAGACAAAUAUCCGUUGAGUAAGGUUGGGAAUCCAGAGCAACCAGAAUUUAGUUUUUCRGCAGCUGACGAGGAUAGUAUGUAUGUCCUGACAAUGAUUGACCCAGAUGCACCAUCAAAUGCUAAUCCUAAGUUCAGAAGCUGGCUGCAUUUUAUGGCUGUCAAUGUURAGGGAAAAGACCUCAAAGACGGCAAUAUCCCUGGAAAUGCUAUAGUGAUGGAAUACAAUCCCCCUGGCCCUCCCAAAGGUUCUGGCUUUCACCGAUACAUUACCCUGGCUCUCAAGCAAAGUAAACAACUAGAGGGGAUUUCUUUCCAAGAGAGGAAGAGCUUCGACAUUGAUACCUUUGUUCACGCUAAUGGUCUAACAGCUGAGGGAUCAAACAUGUUUGAAACAGAAAGAAAAUAAAUUGGUUCCCCUGGUUUGGCAGUGAAAUUUUGUUGGCAGUUCAAUAAAAUAAUAUCUUGAUAGUAAAACGUAUCUUGAAAAUAGUAUAAACCUUAUGUAAUAAGGUAAAAGAAAUGAUGGCUUCCUCCUAUCCCCCCCAUCCCCCGCCAUUACCACCACUGUAGACGUGUGCCGACCUAUAUUGGCUCAGAAAUGAUGUAAGGAAAGAGUUUAUGUUAAGAAAAAUAAAAUAUUUUCCUGUAAAAGCA
Messenger RNA from Actinia tenebrosa (Australian red waratah sea anemone), 855 nucleotides. RefSeq lists its product as uncharacterized. Lineage: Eukaryota; Metazoa; Cnidaria; Anthozoa; Actiniaria; Actiniidae. The record is from RefSeq and is a predicted model, not a curated record.